UCAUGACAAAACACAAUGUUAAAUCAAAAAGACAACAGUCGAAUGUACAUUGAAGGUGAGACCGCCGGAAAGCAUCCAAUCGAUGGGCUAAACACUUUAAAUAAUCGGAUCAACGGUCGGAAUUACAAUGAUGGUGAAGACAUUUCCAAAUCGUCUCUGGUAUCCGAUGAAUUGAACACACUGAAGACGGAUUUGUAUAAUGCAACCAAAUCAUUGGAAAAAUCUUUAUCGAUGGCAGAAGGCCUGAAGGAAUCUCUUCGAAAUGUGGCUGUAGAUAAGCAAAUAUUGGCUAUGCGAUUGCACGAAACUCAGACGGCCUACGAAAAGCUGAGACGACAUGCAAUGGAACAACGUAAAUGUUUCAGGAAUAAAACGAAUCAGAUGCAGUACGAAAUUGAUGAGGUCAAAAAUUCGUUGGCUGCAACUAAGAUGGAAUUCUUCAACACAAACGCUGAGCUUCGCCGUAAUCUGAGAAGCACCAUUAAGACCACGAACCGUUUAAGCUUAAUGUUUCUUCGCAUGAAAGAGACCAAAAAUCGUGUGGAAAGCAAAAAGACUUUAUACGAACGAAUCUCCAACGAUUUGAGCGGUUCAAUCAAAGAGCAAGCAAACAUCAUCAAAGAGAUGGCAAAAAAGUGUGACAAAAGCAGGAAAACCCAUUCCAAUAUUCAACUGCUCAACCGUGUCGGUCAAUUGUUAAGCGAAGUGGCAAAUUUGCGUUUAAAACUAGCCGCCGAAAUUAUUGCAAAGCAAAAACAAUCGAAGAAAAUUACGGACAAACUGAUCGAUCGCGUUGCAUCGAAACUGGCCAAAGAGCGGUACGAGAACGAUCACUUUGAACAUACUGUUAAUUCCGACAAUUCCAUAAAUUCGUCAAUCGAUCUGGACGAUUCGGAAGUGACAAUAUUCCAACAAAAUUGCAAAUUGAAACGUUCCAAUUCAUUUUAAUUUC
Messenger RNA from Bradysia coprophila, 952 nucleotides. RefSeq lists its product as uncharacterized. NCBI's taxonomy places the organism in Eukaryota, Metazoa, Arthropoda, Insecta, Diptera, Sciaridae. The record is from RefSeq and is a predicted model, not a curated record.